Messenger RNA from Stegastes partitus (bicolor damselfish), 1998 nucleotides. RefSeq names its product DEAD (Asp-Glu-Ala-Asp) box helicase 56 (gene ddx56). The coding region runs from base 22 to 1707 and encodes 561 amino acids. Gene Ontology annotation, molecular function: RNA helicase activity; ATP binding; nucleic acid binding. NCBI's taxonomy places the organism in Eukaryota, Metazoa, Chordata, Actinopteri, Pomacentridae. The transcript is spliced from 14 exons. The record is from RefSeq and is a predicted model, not a curated record. Gene Ontology annotation, cellular component: cytosol.
UGAGCGCUGUGAAGAGGAAACAUGGCCGCGGAGAGGCUGCAGUUUCAUGAAAUGGGCUUGGACGACCGUCUUUUAAAGGCGGUUGCAGAUCUGGGUUGGUUCCAGCCCACUCUGAUUCAAGAGAAAGCCAUCCCUCUAGCUCUGGAGGGGAAGGAUGUUUUGGCUCGAGCCCGGACUGGAUCUGGGAAGACUGCAGCGUAUGCUGUCCCCGUUAUACAGCGCAUCCUGAUCUCCAAACAGAGCGUUCGUGAGCAGGACGUCAGAGCUCUGAUCCUGGUACCGACCAAAGAGUUGGGUCAGCAGGUCCAGACCAUGAUUAGACAGUUGACGUCUUUCUGCUCGAGGGACGUCCGAGUCGCUGACAUCUCUGGCAAAGCUGAUCUGUCAACGCAGAGGCCCAUCCUAAUGGAGAAGCCUGAUGUGGUCGUCGGGACGCCGUCCCGUGUGCUCGCCCACCUCAACGCCCAGAACCUGGUCCUGCAUUCCUCGCUGGAGAUGCUGGUGGUGGACGAGGCCGACCUGCUCUUCUCUUUUGGCUUUGAGGCUGACCUGAAGAACCUUUUGUGCCAUUUACCAAAGAUCUACCAGUCUUUCCUGAUGUCGGCUACUCUCUCCGAGGAUGUCCAGGCUUUGAAGGAGCUGCUGCUGCACAACCCUGUGGUCCUGAAGCUGCAAGGUUCUCAGCUCCCCGACAGCAGCCAGCUGCAGCAGUAUAGCAUCAAAUGCGAGGAGGAGGACAAGUUCCUGCUGAUCUACACGCUGCUGAAGCUACAGCUGGUUCGGGGAAAGACGCUGGUGUUUGUGGGAGCUGUGGACCGAUGCUACAGGCUCAAACUGUUCCUGGAACAGUUCAGUAUUCCCGCCUGCGUCCUCAACUCCGAGCUGCCCGUCCAGUCCAGGUGUCACAUCAUCACCCAGUUUAACCAGGGAUUUUAUGACUACAUCAUCGCCACAGAUGAACAGAGUCUGGCCGACCCCACUGCUGCUGUACAGACGACAUCAGGCAAAGAGAAAAAGAAGAAGAACACAGAGAAAGGAGGAAAGGCUAAAGAUAAGGAGUACGGAGUCUCCAGAGGUGUGGACUUUCAAAACGUCUCCAACGUCGUCAACUUUGAUUUCCCUACAACUGUGGAAUCGUACAUUCAUCGAGUUGGAAGAACAGCGAGAGCAGACAACCCCGGCACUGCUCUGUCCUUCAUCUCCCACACAGAGCUGGAUUUGCUGACGGAGGUGGAGGAGGCUCUCACAGGAGAUAAUGCAGAGUCUGUCCUCAAACCUUACGAGUUUAAGAUGGAAGAGAUCGAAGGCUUCAGGUACAGGUGCAGGGACGCGAUGCGUUCGGUGACGAAGCAGGCAGUGAGGGAGGCCCGACUAAAGGAGAUCAAACAGGAGCUGCUUAACUCAGAGAAACUGAAGACGUAUUUCGAUGACAACCCCAGAGAUCUGCAGCUGCUCCGACACGACAAAGACCUUCAUCCAGCUGUGGUCAAACCUCACCUGAAGAACAUUCCUGAAUAUCUGGUUCCUGAGACACUGAGAGGCGUGGUGCAUCCACUGUCGAGCAGGAGGAAGAAGAGGAGGGAGAAGUCUAAACCAGGAGGAGUCAGCAAGACCAGCUUCAAGAAGAACAUCAGAGGGAAGAACCCGUUAAAGAGUUUCCGUUACACCGGAAGCAGAGACAGAAAAAGCAAAGCAGGCAAGUCGUAGCUGCUGGAGGAACCUGAAUCAGUCCUGGAUGUUCCACCUGUUCAGAUGUUCACUUGGUUCGGUCUCCACUGUUGGAGCAGGUGAGACAAAUACAGACUGUGUGGAGCUGAUGAAGCUGAAAGGACCACAGACAAAAUGGACUUUAAAUGUGGACUGAAGAAAUUGCAUAUGCAGAAAUGAAAAACCUAAUGUUAUGGUAGGAGUACAGUGUAUGUGUUAUCUCAUUUCUCAAACAUCUGUUGUACUAAAUUGAAAAUGUUUAUUAAAAUAAAGUUUUUUUUUCAACACUGA